Messenger RNA from Purpureocillium takamizusanense, 2167 nucleotides. RefSeq lists its product as uncharacterized. Bases 312 to 2042 code for a protein of 576 amino acids. The transcript has a single exon. Lineage: Eukaryota; Fungi; Ascomycota; Sordariomycetes; Hypocreales; Ophiocordycipitaceae. The record is from RefSeq and is a predicted model, not a curated record. Gene Ontology annotation, biological process: sphingosine biosynthetic process. Gene Ontology annotation, cellular component: intracellular membrane-bounded organelle; cytoplasm; membrane.
GGGAUCACCAUGCAAUGCAAUAAGUACUAAGCUAUUGCUGAUAGAUGCUGACGCUGACGACAAAGCGCACAUCACUUCCAACUUUUACAUGCUGAUUCUCAGGCGCGUGCGGCGCUGUAACACGAACCAUACAUCGCCGGCCGUGACUCCUCAAUCGCGAGACUCCCCCCUCCAUCAACCAUCCAUACAGAAGUACUUGCGGCCUUUUUUUCUUCAACUCUCACGUCCUCAUUACUCCUUCCUCUUCACUAUACUCUUGUAGCAGCCCAACGCCGUCCUCCAAUCCCGACUGCUUCUGCGUUGAAAACACCAUGACCUCGCAGACGAAUGACAUCCUGCGGCGGCAGAAGCCCACCGCAACCGCAGUGCAAGACGUGCGCGUCCAGGACGACAACCUCGUGUGGACGGAUCCUUCGGAUGGCGCGCAGCAGCAUCAGGUCCGCCUCGACCAGGUGCUCUUCACGCUGCCCGCCGCCCCGGAGGGCUCCAUCAUCGUGUGCCUUGUUGAGGAUGACGACACCGCCGCCGCCGCUGCCGAGCACAAAAAGACGCAACCACCGUUCCGGCUCGUCGCCCUACGCGCGGACGGGGAUGGUUCUCCCCUGACCGAGCAGCUCCUCCUGCGCGACGGCCGCGAGCGUGUCGACGAGCUGCCGGCUCACCUGCGCCGCCGCAGAGACGAUGAUGGGAAAGACGCCAACGACGUGCGCGUGGUGGUGUCGACGGGCUCCGGGGUGGGCCAUGCGGUGGCGUUUUGGGAGCAGGUGCUGCGUCCCCUUUUUACGCUCGUGGGUGAGGCACUUGGCCAGCGGGAGGAGGCGGCAGUGGGUGCGGAUCCCAAGGAUGUCGUCGUGACCGAGGAUGCGCACAGCGUGAGGCGCUUCGCCCGGGCUCUGAGCGAGAGGAGGAGCAAGGGGGAGAGGCAGGGAAGAGGCGAGGAGGGUUCGUCGACGACGGUCAUCCUGCUCAGCGGCGAUGGUGGCGUGGCCGACCUCCUCAACGGCAUCGGCGGCAGCAGCAGCAGCAGUGAUGGCAGCACUGCUGUUCCUGUUCCUCCUCCUGCCCCCCUCGUCGCCCUCCUCCCCCUGGGUACCGCCAACGCCCUCUUCCACUCCCUGCACAAGCCCGUCUCGACGGGCCCCUCGCCCCUCGUCCUCGCCCUGCGCACGCUCUUCCUCGGCGCGCCCGCCGACCUGCCCGCCUUCCGCGCCUCCUUUUCCCCCGGCGCGCGCAUCGUCUCGUACGCCACAUCGCCGACACCGCCGUCCGCCGAGGCCGGUGGCAAGGACAGCAAUAAUGACGCCGUCGAGUCGCUGUACGGCGCCAUCGUCGCCAGCUACGGCUUCCACGCCAGCCUCGUCCACGAGAGCGACACGCCUGCGUACCGCGUCCACGGCAGUAAGCGCUUCGGCAUGGUGGCGCAGGACCUCUUGCGCGAGUCGCAUCCCUAUCGCGCGCGCCUCUUCAUCCGCCGACCGUCUGCGUCUGCGUCUGCGUCCUCCACUUCGGCCUCCGCUCCUAACGGCGCGCCACCGCCACCGCCAGCACCUGCAUAUGCAUCAGCAUCAUCACCACCCCAGCAGCCGCUCGAGCCCUUCCCACCUGGCUCCAGCGACGGCGGCAACGGCGGCAACACGCAUGCCUACGUCCUCGCCACCAUGGUUUCCAACCUUGAGCGCACCUUUACCAUCUCGCCCGCCAGUACGCCCCUCGACAACCGCCUGCGCCUCGUGCACUUUGGCCCUAUCGGCGGGCCGCGCACCAUGGAGGUCAUGAUGGCCGCAUACGACGGCGGCGCGCACGUGGGCAUGGCCUGGGACGACGACGACGAUGACGGCGGCCACCACCACCACCGCGUCGCCUACGAGGAGGUCGACGAGCUGCGCGUCGAGGUGCGCGAAGACGAUGACGCCCGCUGGCGCGUGUUUUGCGUCGACGGCACCAUCGUGGAGGUGCCGCGCCGGGGACACAUGGCCGUGGAGAAGGCAAAGCCCGGCCUGCUGCGCGUGCUCGUCGACCCGCGCGUGCAGGGACGACGGUGAGAGGGAGUGGCGUGUGUGUCACUGCUAUAUAUGUUUUGCCUUGCAUUCGCCCCCUCAAAGGGCGGGCGUUAUGCGUGCUGCUACGUAGCCUAGACGUUGAUGAUAUCAUGACCGAUAUGUCCUCC